This is a messenger RNA of Hirsutella rhossiliensis, 462 nucleotides long. RefSeq names its product ubiquitin family domain-containing protein. The transcript has 2 exons. Gene Ontology annotation, cellular component: ribosome; cytoplasm; nucleus. Lineage: Eukaryota; Fungi; Ascomycota; Sordariomycetes; Hypocreales; Ophiocordycipitaceae. The coding region runs from base 1 to 462 and encodes 153 amino acids. Gene Ontology annotation, molecular function: protein tag activity; ubiquitin protein ligase binding; structural constituent of ribosome. Gene Ontology annotation, biological process: protein ubiquitination; modification-dependent protein catabolic process; translation. The record is from RefSeq and is a predicted model, not a curated record.
AUGCAGAUUUUCGUCAAGACCCUCACGGGGAAGACGAUCACCCUUGAGGUGGAGUCUUCCGAUACCAUCGACAACGUCAAGUCCAAGAUCCAGGACAAGGAGGGCAUCCCCCCCGACCAGCAGCGCCUCAUCUUUGCCGGCAAGCAGCUUGAGGAUGGCCGCACCCUGAGCGACUACAACAUCCAGAAGGAGAGCACCCUGCAUCUCGUGCUGCGCCUCCGUGGUGGCGGCAAGAAGCGCAAGAAGAAGGUUUACACGACUCCCAAGAAGAUCAAGCACAAGCGCAAGAAGACCAAGCUGGCUGUGCUCAAGUACUACAAGGUGGACAAGGAUGGCAACAUUGAGCGGUUGCGACGAGAGUGCCCCAGCGACACUUGCGGUGCCGGCGUCUUCAUGGCCUCCAUGCCCGACCGCCAGUACUGCGGCCGGUGCCACCUGACCUACGUCUUUGACAAGCAAUAA